Molecule: messenger RNA, 2449 nt
Organism: Pocillopora meandrina
Lineage: Eukaryota; Metazoa; Cnidaria; Anthozoa; Scleractinia; Pocilloporidae
Source: the annotation of a GenBank genome assembly
AUGGGUUACCCCAGCAUCGCAUACCUUGUCUUUGUCGUCGUCAUUUUACCCUGGGUUGAAGGCCAGUUUCCCAGAGUCUGUACUGACCGGGACAGCCUGAGAGACAAGAAAUGUUGUCCUGUUCCCAAAGGCUUCACCACACUAUGUGGCUGCGAUGGAGACAGAGGAAAGUGCCAGGAAUUGACCAUUCGUGAUUGGACAUUCAAGUACAGCCAUUACCGACCGUUCCAGAUGAAGGACGAGAGACACAAUUGGCCGCGUGCUCUUUACAAUAAAGUCUGCAUAUGCAAUGCAAACUAUGCAGGUUACGAUUGCAGCAAAUGCGCGUUUGGUUACUAUGGCAAGAACUGCACGCAGAAGAAAAAUUUGAUACGAAGAAAUUUUCUGAGCCUGACAGCCGAGGAGAAAGAUCGAUUCAUGAGAUACGUUAACAUGUCCAAGCACUAUGUAAGUGACUUCGUGGUUACGUCUACUCCUUACAAGGAGAUAAACAAAACCGUUAUGGAGGGUGGCGACCCAAAGUCCUACUUUUAUGAUGUCACUAACUAUGACCUGUUCACGUGGAUGCAUUACUAUGCGGCAAGUGACACCAUUUUACCUCAUGAUGUCACUGAAUCUGAUAUCGACUUCGCACACGAUGGUCAGGGAUUUCCCUCAUGGCAUCGGUUGUACUUGUUGGCAUGGGAGAGAACCUUGCAGGAAAUUGGAGGAGAUGAAGAAUUUGCCCUUCCUUUCUGGGACUGGACUGGGAAUGCCACUCAAUGCGACCCUACAAUUUGCUCUGAAGAGCUCCUUGGCGUAACGGACCAAGCUACAGGCAUUGUGAGGGGCAAAUACUUGGAUAACUGGUAUGUCCUUUGCACCAGCAACCAAACCAAUGCCCUAAAAAAGGCGUGUGAGCCUAACAUAACAAGAGCUGGAUUGAAACGGGACACAGAUGAUGAGAAGGAGAAGAAAGUGAAGGAACAAGGAUAUACUAUGACAUUUCCAACAAAAACAGAAGUUAACUUUGCGCUCCGUUUUGAAACCUUCGACUUCCCACCCUACAAUAAAGAGUCUAGCUGCAAUUUUAAAAACAUCCUAGAGGGUUAUGUUAGCACCAAAACUGGUUUUCGCCUUCCUAACGUCCACGGCUUGCACAACCGGGUCCACAUAGUUGUUGGAGGAGAAAUGGGGGACGUACCUUCAGCAUCAAACGACCCGAUCUUUCUUCUUCAUCACGCGUUUGUGGAUCGUAUCUAUGAAAAAUGGUUGCGGAAGUUUAAGAAGGAUGCGAAUGUGCUAUCUUCUUACGAUGCACCCAUUGGUCACAACAGAGAUGACGUCAUUGUGCCGUUGUUUCCGGUUUACACUCACCAACAGAUGUUCAAGAAGUCUUUCGAGUUCGGUUAUGAUUACCAAGACGUCGAUGAAAAAGGUGAGAAUGAAUAUUUUGCUUUCCAUUGUAUGUUGGUGUCCGUUCUGAAUUGGUUAAAUAGAUUCGUAAAACCAGCCUGCAAAAUUGUCGUUUCAGCGCGGGGGAUUGGGUGCGCAACAGAACACUUUGCAUGAGCGUAGCUGGCAGGGGUCUAAAGGUGCAGGUACGCCCCCCCACCCCCUCCCCCUUUAUUUAGGAGAAGUGAAUACCAUAUUUCCUCGAACAAACGCCCGAGCGCUCAUAAAAUUGUGGCUAAAAGGGGGGGGGGGGUUAGGGACGCUUAUUGGUAGGAGGGCGCCUUACCGAGUAGGCGUUAGUUGAGUUAGCGCACUGAUAGGACGGAAAAGUCAAAACCACAGAUAAAAUACAUAAGGAAAUUCUACAAGCGCAUGAAGACUGAAAUAUCUGGAACGGAAAAGAAACUCGGGAACUGAAGCUCAAAAGGUUUUGGAUAAAGUGGCAAUAGAAAAACGUUUUCGUUCGGUUACUUCAAUUUAUGCUAAGGGUAGGCGCUUAUUCAAGGAAAUACGGAACUUAUAAUCAUUUAAAAUUCCAUUAAUUCGUGGGUGUUUUUCACUUCCAGUAAUGUUGGUAUUUUAAAUAUCACAAUAAAUUGAAAGUUUCAGUGAUCUUAAACAAGCAUUUGGUCUUUUUCUCUGGGAAAAGUUAUGGCAAAUUUAGUUUUUGCCUCCUAGUCCAAUGGUAGGAACACGUCUUGGAGAGAAAACUCUGAGGAGUGUCUUUACCCAUUCACUUAAUUCCAACUCCUCCGCUUCCCACCAUUCCUCGUCUCUCCUCUCAUACCCUGUGUAGUUUGUCCACUUUAACUCUUGCUAUCCAAAAUUCACAAGAGAGUAUCUUUGAAUAGGCAGGUCUCCUGAUGACGAGAAAGAAGAUGAAUCAAAGUCUUUGGGAGAUUGUCCACAGCCUGACUGUUACCCUAACCUUCCUAAAUCUGCAGCGCCUGGAAAGCUAAUGUGUUGGUGGCUGAUGUCAGUCAUGUUAGUAUGGCAGCUAUUGUUGGCUGAUUGA